Molecule: messenger RNA, 2924 nt
Organism: Dicrocoelium dendriticum
Lineage: Eukaryota; Metazoa; Platyhelminthes; Trematoda; Plagiorchiida; Dicrocoeliidae
Source: the annotation of a GenBank genome assembly
GAUUCGGCAAAGUUGCUCAACUGAUUGAUGCGCAACGUACCAAGUACACCGAUUUCGAGCUACUCAAAGUCAUCGGUCAAGGCGGUUUCGGUCGCGUCCAACUAGUCCGUCACAAACGUACCCGACGCGUUUACGCCAUGAAGAUGAUGAACAAACAGCAUCUUCUGGAUCACUGCCAAUCCGGCUACUGGGAGGAGAGAGACAUCAUGGUCCGCGCUUCCAGCGAGUGGUUGGUGGCCUGUCAUCACGCAUUUCUGGAUCGUGAAAACGUUUACCUAUGCAUGGAGUAUAUGCCCGGUGGGGAUUUAUACUACUGGCUGGAAAAACUGGACACAUUCGACGAGGUUCAGGCCCGUUUUUAUUUAGCCGAGACUGUUAUGGCACUGGAAGCACUGCACGGUAUGCGAUUUGUUCAUCGUGACUUGAAGCCAGACAAUAUGCUCUUGGAUGCUCGAGGUCAUUUGAAGUUGGCGGACUUCGGUUCUUGUGUACAGCUAUCUGAGGAUGGAUUCUACUUUUGUCGGUCUCCUAUCGGAACUCCUGACUACAUUUCACCUGAAAUGUUGAACUGUCAGUCCAAAGGCGGCAAAGUCGGUCCGGAAUGCGACUGGUGGACGUUGGGCGUUAUCGCCUAUGAGAUGCUGUUCGGCGAGCCCGCUUUCUACGGUCAGUCUCUAGUCGAAACAUAUAGCCGGAUUUUGAGUCACGAACAGUCGCUGUCAAUCCCAUCCGAUGGUGACCCCAUAUCAUUUGAGUUGGAAGAUUUAAUUCGACAGCUCCUCAAACCUGCUGGUGUUCGACUUGGCUCACUGACGGUUGCACUCGCUUCCGAUGCAGCUGCAAAUGACGUUGGUAAGGCUAUCGAAAUUGCAACCAAUGGUGUCAAGCUACAUCCGUUCUUCAAGAGCGUUAUUUGGCACCAACUGCGGUCCCAAGAUCCACCGAUACAACCUGUUGUUAACUCUGAGAUUGACACCUCAAACAUCAAUUUCGAGGAUGAACCUAUGCACUUGGACACUCCAGGCGGUACCGCCUCCUCGAAAUUGCCCCACAGUGGUGGUGCAUUCGCUCCCCGCAAGCCCCCUGCACCUGCUUACUUCACAGGCAAUAAUCUAUCGUUUGCUGGCUACACCUUCAAUCGUGAUCACAUUUAUCUGAAAAAUGUUCCACGAGGUGCUGAUAACGCGAUUGGGUCACCGGCCACAGCAGAGCAGGGAAAAACUGCAUUGGCUGAGGUGACUCAACGAUGCCAGACUCUACAGAGCGAGAUUGAUGAAUUACGAACCACUGUGCAGCUACUUGAAAAGCAAGCGGCCAUUGACCAAGUCACCUUAAAAGAUUCCCAGCGUCGUCUUCAGGAAUCAACCUUGGAAUUGGAAAAAUCCAAAUCUGCUUUGUCGGAUUUGGAAAAAUCCCUAGUAGAUACACGCCUUCGGUGUUCCAGUUUGCAAACGGAGCGCGACCGACUUGUUGAAGAUUCAGCCAGUUUAACAGCCCAAGUGAAGAGUGCCACGGAUGCUUUGGAAACAGAGCGGCGUAAGGCGUAUGUUUUGGACGAAGCUAAAACAGCUCUUGCUACAAAAGUUGAGCAGUUGCAGCUGGACUUGCAGGAGGCGCACAUUAAAUUGAGCACACAGUUGAAACAAGAUGAACCUCUGCAAGCGGCCGGAGAUGCUUCUGACUCUCGGCAGCACGAGUUGGUUUCAGCUCUGGAGGCACAGAUGGCUAGCCUACAAGCAGAAAAUCGAGAAGCUCGCCAAAAAGCUACAGUUCUCAUGACUGAAGCAAGCAAUCUCGCUCGUAACCACGCGGAACAAGUCAAGGAACUCAGCGACCAGCUAUUAGAGGCGCAAAACUUCUGCCGACUAUAUCAGUCCCGCACAAAAGAGUUGGAGGAUUGCAUUGCUUCCUCUAGUGCACUUGAACGCACAUUGCGGGAAGAGUUAUCCAGCGUGCAAGCCGAGUUAGACAUAGUUCUUUCCGCAAAACGCACCGUGGAAGAUCGCUUAGUGUCAACCGAUUCCAGUUUGGCGGCUAUUCGCGUGGAGUUGCGGAGUGCACAUGAAUUGGCAAAAAUCACCAAGGAACAAGACUCGGCCGAGGUCACCCGAUUGCGUUGUUUAGCUGAGCAGCGCUUGUCUGAGCUAGAAGAUGUAUCCAAGCAACUUGAUGAAAUGCGUCUACGAUGCGCAGAAGCAGAAGGGAAGACCACCUCAUUAGGUGAACAGGUGUCGAAAUUGCAAGCGGAACGUGAGUUGCAACAGCGAAACAUGAAGGCGAUAGUGGAUAAAUUGUUGCACGAGGUGGAAGGCCGCAUGACCCCGGCUGCGGUACGGAAGCGGGCGAAGGAACACGAUUAUGCGGCAUGCCAGCAACUGGCUAAAAAUUACAAAAACCUCCAGUCCGCCUCUGAGAAGGAAAAGGCCAAUAUGCAGAACACCAUAGAUAGAUAUAAAGUAGAGUUGGAUGAACGCAAUGUUCUUAUCGCUACUCUCACUGAGGAAGCGCGGGUCAAAGAUCAGGAAAUGUUGCAACUGAAUGCUCUCGUUAACCAACUGUACGCUCGGUUGGAUCAAGCGUCGCAAAUGCACUCAACUCCGGUGAAACUGGAUCGGAUACCUGGGUCGCCUGCAUCUGGUGAUUCCAUAGCCACAAUGAUUGUGCCCAGUGUGUCCGAGCGAAUAUCCCCUCCGUCCUCUAGAACACCCACCGCUGCGCUUCGUGAUGAAGUGUUUUCAAGAUGCCUGGAGCAGGUGGUGGACUUGGAUGGCAAAGGUCGCGGUCGCAAGAAGUUACUCUGGAAGCCAAACUUUGCUGUUCUGAAACCCUUCGUCCUCCUUUUCUACGUCUCACAGCGUGAUCGUGACAUGGGUAUGGCUCCUGUGGAGGAGAUAUUGUUAUGUCGAGUGAGUUUCCUACUAUGA